CUCCCGCCGCCGGGAGCGCGCAGAGCGGAGCGGGCGGAGAGCCGCAGCCCAGGGCGCCCGCCCGCCGCCCGCCAUGAGCCGUGGCCCCGGCUGCCGGCCAUGGCGAGGCUCCCCUGCGCGCUGCUCCUGGGCCUGGCGCUGCUGCUGCGGGCGCGCCCGGUCCCCGCCGCCCAGCCCGGCCGCUCGGACCUCAGCCUCAUCCAGCAGCGCCCGCGGCCGCGGGACCGGGCCGCGCAGGACCCGCCCGAGGGGCCCGGGGCCUCCGCCUCCCCGGCGCCAGGGUCCGUGUUCACGCUGAAGGUCCAGGUGAAUGACAUCAUCAGCCGCCAGCCCCUGAGCCGCGCGGUGGUCGAGGUGUUUGUCAACCACACGAAGACGAAUUCCGCCGCCACCGGGAGCCAGGGCUCCGUGCUGGUCCGCGUGCCCUUCGCGCUGGGCCUGGGCCUCACCAUCCUGGCGCACAAGGUCGGCUACGUGCUGGCCCCGCUGGCCUGGAGGCCCGGCCAGAUGCCAAUAUAUUCAUCAGUGACGCUUUCACUGUUCCCGCAAAGCCAAGCAAAUAUAUGGCUGUUUGAAGACACCGUUUUAAUUACUGGAAAGUUAGCCGAUGCCAAAUCUCAACCAAGCGCCCAGUUUUCAAAAGCCUUCAUCCAGCUCCCGGACAGCCACCAGCUGGGCAACGUGACCGGCUACCUCACCGUCCUGCAGCAGUUUCUGAAAAUGGACAGUUUCCUGUAUACGGCCGGAGUCACGCUUAACACAUCAGGUUUUGAGAGCAUCGAGCUGACGCCCCUGGCCGCGGUGUGCGUGAAGAUGUACUCGGGCGGCCGGGAGCUCCAGGUGGCCGGCUCCGUGCAGCUUUCGCUCCCGCUUCUCCACCCCCAGGGCGUGCGGGCGGGGGACCCCGUCCCCGCCUGGACCUUUGACAUGAACACAGGUACUUGGAUCAGUCACGGCCGGGGAGUGGUCAAGGACUACAAUAAUCAUUUAAUCUGGACGUACGACGCGCCGCAUUUGGGCUACUGGAUAGCAGCUCCGCUUCCAGGAACUAGAGGCCCCGGCGGCGGAGACUCCGCGGACAUCGCCGCCUACCACACGGUGUUCCUGACGGCCAUCCUGGGGGGCACGGUCGUCAUCGUCCUCGGCUUCUUCGCGGUGCUGCUGUGCUACUGCAGGGACAGGUGCGGUCCUCCCCAGAAGAGGGACAGGACGGUCACCAAGCUGGAGGCCCUCAGGAGAGACCAGACCACGUCCACCACGCACAUCCAGCACAUCGGCGCUGCCAAGGCCGCCCUGAGAGCCGAGGACAGGGGGAGCCCCUCCCGCAGCCCACAGAGGCCCGGCCUGGCCAGGCCCGAGGCGGAGGAGCGCGUGGCCCUGGUGAAGACGCGGGAGCACUUCCAGCUCUACGGGGAGGACGCGGCCUUCCUGCCCGCCCAUCAGAGGACCCCCGCGCCGGCCUCGGAGCCCCGGCCGCUGGCACGCGCCCCGGGCAGCCUGGCCCCCCGGGGGGACGCCGAGGAGGAGACGCGGCACCUGGCGGGCCACCCGGAGGGGUACGCGCGCGCCCCGCUCCCCGAGCAGCUGCUGCACCUGUACGGCCCGCCCCUCGCCGUCCUGCAGGGCGCCGACCUCUUCGCCCCCGAGCAGCUCCAGCUCGCGGCGGCCCGGCCGGCCACGCUGCCGCGCAAGGGGCCGCUGCUCUACGGGCCGCUGCGGGCGCCGGGCCCCGGGGAGCCCUCGGCGCAGACGCUGCCCCCGGCGCCGGGGCUCGCCCCCGCCCCGCCGGCCCGGGAGGAGGGCGCGCCGCCGGGCCCCGCGUGGGGCCGCUACCCCAGCAGCCUCCUGGAGUCGGUGUCGGUGCCGGGCGCGCUCAACGAGGAGCUGCAGGGGCUGUCGGAGCGCGCGCGGCGGGCGCUGUCCCCGCCGCCGCCCUGCCCGCACCCGCGCGCCUGGUUCGUGUCGCUGGACGGGCAGCCGGUGGCCCCGGUGCGCCACUCGUUCAUCGACCUGCAGCGCGGCCGCCGCGGCCACAGCCACAGCCACGACGCCAGCCUGGACUCGGGCGUGGACAUGCAGGAGCCCCACGCGGGCCCGGGCCGGCGGCUGGAGCGCGAGCGGACCUUCCUGCGCGGCGCCGCCCCCCGCGCGCUCGACCUGGAGGACGCGGACCUGAGCGGCAGCGAGAGCGGCACGGCCGGCUGCUCCCCCGAGGACCCCGCGCCGGACGGAGGGGGGCCCCUCCCCGAGCGCCCCGGGGAGGAGGAGGCCCCCGGGAGCCGGGGCGCCGGGGACGGAGACGAGGCGGCAGCCGGCACCUCCCCCGCCAGGAAGAGGGGGCGCCCGCCGCUCCCCAAGAGGGACAGCAAGGCGAGCAUCUGGAGGAAGCGGGAGGGGCGCCCCCUGCUCCCCACCAACUAGCC
This is a messenger RNA of Myotis myotis, 2423 nucleotides long. It is a transcript of the gene FAM171B, whose product is annotated as family with sequence similarity 171 member B. Lineage: Eukaryota; Metazoa; Chordata; Mammalia; Chiroptera; Vespertilionidae. The coding region runs from base 100 to 2421 and encodes 773 amino acids. The record is from RefSeq and is a predicted model, not a curated record. The transcript has 8 exons.